Molecule: messenger RNA, 780 nt
Organism: Nilaparvata lugens (brown planthopper)
Lineage: Eukaryota; Metazoa; Arthropoda; Insecta; Hemiptera; Delphacidae
Product: adenylate cyclase type 6-like
Exons: 7
Coding region: 36-653 (205 amino acids)
Biological process (GO): adenylate cyclase-activating G protein-coupled receptor signaling pathway; intracellular signal transduction; adenylate cyclase-inhibiting G protein-coupled receptor signaling pathway
Molecular function (GO): adenylate cyclase activity
Source: RefSeq, a predicted model, not a curated record
GACUUCUGCUGUCAGUGUUGCCACGUCACGUUGCUAUGGAGAUGAAGGCUGACAUUGCCGGGAAGCCACAGGACUCCAUGUUCCACAAGAUCUACAUUCAGAAGCACGAGAAUGUCAGUAUACUAUUUGCUGACAUAUGCGGCUUCACAAGUUUGUCAGACCAAUGCACGGCUCAAGAAUUGGUACGACUGCUCAACGAACUAUUCGCCAGGUUUGACAGACUAGCGCAGGAGCACUACUGUUUGAGGAUCAAAUUGCUGGGAGACUGCUACUACUGCGUGUCCGGUCUGCCUGAGCCGAGACCCGAUCAUGCUCACUGCUGUGUCGAAAUGGGCCUUGACAUGAUUGAUGCCAUUGCGUUGGUUCGCGAAGUGAUGGGUGUGAACGUUAAUAUGCGUGUAGGCAUUCACACAGGGCGUGUGCACUGUGGCGUGUUGGGCCUGCGGAAAUGGCAGUUCGAUGUCUGGUCCAAUGACGUCACACUAGCCAAUUACAUGGAGAGCGGAGGCAUACCUGGCCGCGUUCACAUAACAAAAGAAACACUGAAAUGUCUGGAUGGAGCAUACGAUGUUGAGCCAGGCAGAGGCGGAGAAAAAUUCCUAUUUGAGAGAUCACAACAUCGAAACUUUUCUUAUUGUUCCUGGAAACACUAGUCAAACCUCGUUGAAAAAGCCCUCAGGUUACUCGAUGAAUGGAAGUGUGGCGAAAGAGCUGAGAGUCAUGGGCCAUACGGGGCAGGCUAAACAUCAUAAGCUGAAAUUCGGCGAAAGUGUGGAGCUG